Molecule: messenger RNA, 761 nt
Organism: Phlebotomus argentipes
Lineage: Eukaryota; Metazoa; Arthropoda; Insecta; Diptera; Psychodidae
Product: general odorant-binding protein 66-like
Exons: 4
Coding region: 90-710 (206 amino acids)
Molecular function (GO): odorant binding
Source: RefSeq, a predicted model, not a curated record
GCCUGACAUUGAAUUUCUGUGUUAUAAAAGCGAUCCAUUGGGCAGAUUGGAGAGAAUUGUGCAGAAGAGUGUUGUGAAAUACAGUGGAAAUGCAGAAAUAUCUUGUGAUCGGCUUCGUGAUUGUGGCUUUGGCGUGCAAUGCCACAAACGUCGAUGGAAAGGACUGUGUUCCGCCUAAUAAAGCUAAUCCCAAGGAAUGCUGCCACUUCCCGCGUCCCAUCAAUGAUGAAAACUUCCACAAGUGCGUAGAGCAGUUUGGCAAGCAGUCGCACAGGAAUCUGGAGGCUGUUCAGUCCGGAGGUCCUGAGAGAGGAUGCUGCGUCUCUGAGUGCGUGAUGAACUCCACGGGCGCCAUUGUGGACGGCCACAUUGACGCGGGCAAGAUGAAGAGUAUGAUGAAGGAGGCUGCCGGCGACGCGGCGGCAGAUUGGGAGCCUGUGCUGGAAAAGAUGGCCGAGAAGUGCUUGGCCGAAGCCGAGUCAAAAACCGACGAGUUCGAGAAGAUCAUGUCUAUGCCGCCACUGAAUCCCGACGAUCGCGUCUGCAAUCCCAAAUUCGGCUUCCUGAUGGGCUGCUUCAUGAAGGAGCUGUACCAGAACUGCCCGGAAAAGAUCUUCCAGAAGGACAAGCCCGAGUGUGUGGAGCUCAAGGCGUACAUGGCAGACUGCCCGUACCCCAAGAAGAAGCUGGAACUGACCGAGGAGGAAUAAUGACUCUCAUCGCCACACUUUGUCUCUUUGCGGAAAUUUCAAAUAAAAAGC